AUGACUUCAAAUAUUGGCUUAAGUGAUACUGCAUCUGUUACAAUUCAAGGCACAUCGAGGCAGACAGUCACAAGGUUUGAUGAGCCAAACUACCUUAUACAUAAUCAUAGCAAUUUAGAGCCUAAUGGCUCAGCUCCAAUUCAAAACAGGGAACGUGUAGAGUCACAGAAUGGAAGCACAAGCAGUUCUGAUUGCACCAGCUGUUCUAGUUCCAGUUCAAGCCCUAGCUCCAGCACCAGUGAUGAAGUUUCAGAAAUUAGCUCAGAGUUGUUUGAAAGCAGUAAUGAAGGAACUGCAUCACCAGGGUCAUCGUCAGAGGCCAGGCAAGAGCAUCAACAUAGGGCACUAUUUUUCUUUGAUGAAGGUGACUCCUGGGCCUUUCUUAACCUGGCUCACUUUUUCCACCAAGAUGAAGAUAAUCAGGAUCAACCUGCAGGACUCACCCAAGUGCAGCUUGACAGUUUGGAAAUGAGAAGUUUUGCUAAGUGUGAUGAAUUAAAUUCUUGCAGAGUCUGUAUCACAGAAUACACAGAAGGCAACAAGCUUCGCAUACUACCUUGCUCCCACGAGUUUCAUGUCCAGUGUGUUGAUCGUUGGCUGACCAAACAUCCUACCUGUCCCAUUUGUCGCAAGACUGUCACUGAUUCUGGAGACUGA
This is a messenger RNA of Orycteropus afer afer, 657 nucleotides long. The record is from RefSeq and is a predicted model, not a curated record. Lineage: Eukaryota; Metazoa; Chordata; Mammalia; Tubulidentata; Orycteropodidae.